This is a messenger RNA of Ruditapes philippinarum (Manila clam), 1130 nucleotides long. RefSeq names its product U5 small nuclear ribonucleoprotein 40 kDa protein-like. The record is from RefSeq and is a predicted model, not a curated record. Gene Ontology annotation, molecular function: protein binding; RNA binding. Lineage: Eukaryota; Metazoa; Mollusca; Bivalvia; Venerida; Veneridae. Gene Ontology annotation, cellular component: catalytic step 2 spliceosome.
UAUAAUUCAGCGACGCACCGGUUAUUUACUUCCGGGCGUGGAAAUUUAGAUUUUUUUGGAUAUUUUUUAUUUAAACGAAUUUGACACGGCAUGGAAGCGAAAAGAAAAGCAAUGGACGGAGCACUCGUUCCAGUUAAACGUCCUAGAAAUGAAUUAGUAGCUGUGGGGGAUAAGGAAAACUCAAUAGUACAGAGUGGUAUACAAAGGUUAUCAAAUCUUGAAGCACCCAUUAUGUUGCUCACAGGACACGAAGGGGAUAUAUUCUGCUGUAAAUUUUCUCCAGAUGGAAAGAUGUUAGCCUCUGCAGGGUUUGACCGCUUGAUUUAUUUCUGGAAUGUGUAUGGUGAUUGUGAGAACUUUGCUGUAUUAAAAGGACACUCUGGUGCAAUAAUGGAAAUACAAUUCUCAACUGAUGGAAGUUCAUUAGUAUCAGCAGCCACAGAUAAAACAUUAUCGUUGUGGGACGUGGAUGUUGGAACAAGAGUAAAGAAGUUCAAAGGUCAUAAUAGUUUUGUAAACUGUUGUAAUAUAGCAAGGCGUGGCCCACAGUUGGUGUGUAGUGGAAGUGACGAUGGAACUAUAAAGUUAUGGGAUUGUCGGAAGAGAGGGGUAUUACAGUCAUUUCAAAACACAUACCAGGUCACUUCCAUCACGUUCUCCGAUACAGCUGAACAAAUCUUCUCCGGUGGCAUAGAUAAUGAUUUAAAGGUGUGGGAUUUACGGAAGAAUGAUGUAUUAUACAGAAUGCGAGGACACUCGGACACGGUUACAGGAAUGCAUCUGUCACCAGAUGGGUCAUAUUUACUAACAAACAGCAUGGACAACACAGUUCGUAUUUGGGAUGUACGACCAUUUGCUCCACAAGAAAGGUGUGUUAAGAUUAUGCAGGGGCAUCAACAUACAUUUGAAAAGAAUCUUUUACGAUGUGCAUGGGCACCUGAUGGUAGUAAAGUGGCGGCAGGAUCUGGUGAUAGAUUUGUAUAUAUCUGGGACACGACGUCCAGGAGAAUAUUAUAUAAACUACCAGGACAUGCAGGAUCUGUUAACGAAAUUGACUUCCAUCCUGAAGAACCAAUUAUUGCAUCGUGUGGAAGUGACAAAAAGAUUUAUCUGGGUGAAAUAGAAUGAGA